Drosophila montana is the source of this 2377-nucleotide messenger RNA. RefSeq lists its product as uncharacterized. Lineage: Eukaryota; Metazoa; Arthropoda; Insecta; Diptera; Drosophilidae. The record is from RefSeq and is a predicted model, not a curated record. The transcript has 2 exons. The coding region runs from base 1 to 2364 and encodes 787 amino acids.
AUGCCAGGCACUCAGCCGGCAAUCGAUGGCAGCCACGAGGAGGAGGAGGAGGAGGAGGCGAAGAGCACUGAGCAGGGAGCAAGUCUCGUGAUUGCGUUACGUGUUCGCGGAAGCAGCAGCUCUGGCAGCAACAGUGGCAACAGCGACUGCCUGCUGCUGCACCUUCCACUGACGCUGGGCGAGCAGAGUGCGAGCAAUGAGACGACUGUGACGCAGCUGGGGAGCAGCAACAGCAGCGAUCUGCUGCCGAAUGCCGAGAAGCUAAUUAGAUAUCGACGCCAUCCGCCGUUUAAGCUGCGCAAGCGCAGCAAGCAGCGGCGACGCAACAAGGGUCCGCCUCCGCCCAAGAUCAAGUACGGACCGCCCAGUUAUCCGCCGGGACCGCCCAUAAGCUACUAUAAGCCCGAGGAGCCGAGCUACUCGCUGGAGGAUUUCCAGCAUCUGAAAUUUGAUGGCGCCGACUUUCAGAUACCCGCCUCCAGCUACGAGGCGCAGUCCAUGGAUCUGGAUCUGUACAGCCACGACGAGCCGGAACUCUAUGGCGCCCACAAGUUUCCCAGUCUCGAGUACAGCUUCACGGGCGGCCACGAGUCGCCGCCGCCGCCGAGCUCCGCCUACGAGCACAAGCCGCACCAGAAAUACGGCGUUCCGCCGCAACAUCAGAGCAGCUAUGAACCACCCGAAUCCUUUGUACCGCAGCACUAUGAGCCGCCGCCGCCUCCGCCAGGACCUCCAUCCACCAAGUAUGGUGUCCCUCACGUGCCCAGCUUUACGCAUUCUGCUGCUCCACCAGCCCCGGACUCGUACUCCAUUUACGAGCAGAAGAUUCCCAAUGCUGGCUAUCAUCACAGCUUUGCCGAGCCGCCCCGUGGACCUCCCACUCACUCCGGCAACAUUGAGAUAUCCUACUCCCCGCCCGCCUACGAGAUCUCCACUUCCUAUCAGGCCAAUGAGCCGCAAUAUAAGCCCAGCUAUCCAUCGUCCUCUCCUGGAAAUAGCUAUCAGCCAGCAUCCUCUUCUCAUGAUAGUUAUCAGCCCCCAUCUUCGUCUCAUGAUAGCUAUCAGCCACCAGCUCCUCCUGGUCAUGACUAUCAGCCCCCAUCGUCGUCUCACGAGAGCUAUCUUCCACCAGCUCCGUCUCCUGGUCAUGAGUAUCAUUCUCCAGCUCCGUCUCCUGGUCAUGAGUAUCACUCUCCAGCUCCAUCUCCUGGUCAUGGCUAUCAGCCUCCACCACCUUCUCCUGGUCAUGGGUAUCAACCACCUUCCUCGUCAUCCCAUGAUAGCUAUCAGACACCAGGUCCAUCCCCAGGUCAUGACUAUCAGCCACCUGCGCCCUCCCCAGGCCAUGACUAUCAAGGUCCACCCCAAGAUUUUGCGGAACCACCACCAGAGCAUCCGCCUGGCAGCUAUGGCCAACCGGACACGCAUUUACCCAUCGAGAGCUAUCCGCAGGAGGAUUAUGCGCCGCCGGCGGAUGAAUUGCCGCUCAGUCCCAAUCACAAGUUCCCGAGCUUUGACUUCCCGAAGUCCAGUUACGAGGUGCCCAUCUACGACCCGAUACCCUUCGAGGCGUCCAACAAGGAGGAGCAGGAGCUAUUCCCGCCCAUACUAAACGAGAGCACGCCCAACGAGCUGCCUCCGGAUGAUGCACAUGCUGCGGGCAGCUCGCGAACACCGACAAAGAGCCGGAAGCGCAAGCGUCGACCCUCCGCGGCAGUCGUGUCCAAGAAGCACACGCUGGACGUGCCGGAGCUGCAGCAGGCCUACGAUGCGGAGUCGCAUGUGCAUGUUCGCGGCACCGAGCUCGAUACGGCGGCGCACGGCUCCCGCCACGUGGAGCAGAAGAGAAACUAUUUGAACUUUGUAACUCGCUCAACGACAACGACAACGACGACGACCACAGCGGCGCCCUGGAGUCCGAUGCGCGUGCGCACCACCUCCAUCAAUGCCUUCAUUCCCACCGUGGCAACGACUACGCCAGCCAGUCGGAGCAGGAGUCGCGGCACCUCGCGCUUUCGCAGUCGCAGUCCGAGCCCCAGCACCGAGACGGCCUCCACGGUGGUUACCAUCGAGAAGUCACGUUCCCAGAGCUAUUACGAUGGAACCCUUCCACCGCCCACCCAACAACAGUACUCUGUGCCAGGGGGGCGUGGUGCACGGCCAACGCGCCGACCUACACAACUGCGAGGCGGCGGUGACGCUUUAGCUUUACAGCCCGGCACGGAACGAAAUCCGACGCCGAAGCGCACCACCAAAGGCGUCUUCGAUACGACGCUCUUCAAGAGUCCCCUGAGCGAUCGGGAAAUGGACCGAAAGCUCCAUUUGUUGCGUCAGAACUUGCCAAAAAAUCACAAACUAUACUAAAAUGCGGAGAGUU